AUCGGGUAGGUGGUGGGCGUAGAAGCUAGGGUCGAACUUGCAAACAAACACCACCCAUACGGCCAUACCCAAGGCCAGAGACCAGGCCUUGGCCAGUUGGCUUGGAUUUGGAGGCCACGCUACAAUCUACACAACACCACCGCUAUGAUUUUGAUUUUUCAGUAAUCAGUUCUGUGAUUAAAUUUCGGUCUUCUGCUCAGGACUCGAAGAACUUCCGCUCCGCAGAGUCCCAGACACAGACACCAUGCCUCAACCCUAAACCUCCCCAAACCCAAACCCAAACCCCAAGAUGUCCACCGCCACCACCACCUUCAUCUUCAUCUUCCUCCUAAUCAUCUUUCCAAUUGCAACUGCAUCCCUCCCUAUUUUAGGCCUCGAUUCAUUUCUCUCCCAGCAAUCACGUCUCGACCCACAAGCUUCCAACGACUCUUUCCUUUCUCUUUCCUCAUCCCUCAAAAAAUCGCUCUCCGUCCAAUCCUUCACCACCGUCUCCUCUCUUAUCUCCUCCCUCCUCUCCCUCAAAAUCUCUGUCCCCGUCACCGUUAAGCUAGUCGGUUCUUUCUCUGCCGAUUCUCAAUCUCUCCUCUCCUCCUUCGUCAACGCCGCUGUCUUCUCCGAUAAAUUCCAUGUCAUCGGCUCCAAUCCUCAUCACCUUGCUGUCGAGCACUCCCUCCACCUUGAUGUCUCUCAUUCUCCUAUCGCCACCCAAAUCUCAGAGGCAAUUCGCGCUGAGAUCUCUGGAUCUACCUCUAGCCUCCGGUCUUCUCUUCACUCCGUCCCAUACUCCGUCGUCGAUCGGAUCAUCAAACAAGAUUUCGAGAAGGAGAAGCCCGUCCAAGGGAUUUAUAUUUACCUGCUUAAUUUGAGCCCGCAAUCGAAGCCCUACGCAUAUAGCUAUGGGUCCGGAGAGGCGUCACCGGCUUUUACCAAGUGCUUGGGGACUAUCUGGACAGGAAGAGAUCGGUACUUGUGGAUUGAUUUGGCAGCGGGUCCAGUCAAUUAUGGCCCGGCGUUGUCUGGUGAGGGGGUUUUGCCGAGGGGAGAGUUUCACCCUUUGGCUGCAUUGCACGGUCGGCCCAAGUCCCAUAAAACUUUGCUCGCGGAUUUGGCUUCUCUAAUUUGGAGUGCGUAUCAGGUUCUUUUGGUUCCUUCUUUGAGAAUUCCUGUUCCGUUUGAGAGCUCGCUUAUAGUGCAGUUUAUUCAUGUUCAUAGCUCUCAAAGUAAGGAUUCAAUUGGGUUGGAUUGGAAAUCGAUUGAGAGGACAUUUAUGGAUGAGGUUAACGAUGCAGGAUUGCUGUUGGGAGAUCAGUCCUUGAGGUUUAAGACUUACGAUAUUAGUUUUUCAGAAUGUCCGAUUUGCUCAUUUGCAAUUUCACGCUCCACCAAUUCGUAUACCUCGAGAUUCUUGUUUGAGAACUAUACGUUGAUCGUUAGUGAGUACUUGGACUCGAAGCGUUUGCAUCAGAUACUAUCGGAUUCGGCUGAUGAAUUCAGAAGGUUGGCAGAGAUACCAGAGGAGGAUUUUGGUAUCAUUCUUCCCGUUUACGUGUUUGAUUUGGACUACAAUAGGCUUUUGUUGCUCGAUCGUUAUCACCAAUCUGUUGCUUUUAGAGACAUGGUUAUUGCAGUUAGAACGACAAGCACUCAGACCGUAAGUGAUUACAGCUGUAACGGCCGUCAUGUAAUUACACAGACACGGACUCUUGAGAGACCACUUGUUGGUUCGAUUCUGCAGAGUAUGUGGGGAGUUUCUCCAACCCAUUUACUGUGGAACCGCAGGGAUAACAGGACUCUUGUGGACUAUACCUGGAGCAUCGGCCAGACUCCAUUUGGGCCAUUUUCAGAGUUAUCAUCUUUGUCAUUCGUGCAGAAGGAUGCAGCUCGGAGAAAUAUUCUUUUGACAUCAUUGAAUUACACCAUUACAAGUGCCCUUGAUGUGCUUGACUCAAUAGCUUCUCAUGGGGGUGAGAGGAAUCUUCUUAAACAGAAUCGACAUGUGGAAUUCGUGCAGAGGUGGAAUUUGCUAAAAUACAAGCUGGACAAAGCUAUUUCAUCACUAUCUCAUUUGGAUUUUGACAUGGCUCUCUAUUUCUUGAGGUCAUCUGAACAUGAUUUAUAUGCCAUCCACUCGCUUGUUUAUCAUGCAUCGCAAGAACUUGAGGCUUCUCUUGUUUGUUUCAAGGAUCCACCAUUUCCAUGGGCUUCGGUAUCAAUGGCCGGAGUGGCUUUCUUUGCUUUCUUGUAUGUUUAUGCCAAAAGGGACAAGAUCUUUAGAAACAAAAGAAAACAGUUUUGAUGCUAUGGAGGAGAAAUUUGUACCAGUUGAACAUCUGACAACCAUGUUUUCUUGUAAAAGAGGUAAGUUGCAAAUUGAAAGAUGGGCAUUUAGUUUAAUUACGCCAUGGACUGCAGUCAAAACUAGAUGUCUUUCAAUUUUACUUCUUUUCUAGUUUGACUUAAUUUUUAGCUUUGGGACCAUAAGUUCUUUAACUACAAAUAUGGGCUUCAAUCAGUAUAAGUGCAUCUGUCUCAGAAUGUUGUUCUUGUCGUGGCCUUGAAUGUUACACAUAAUUCUGAUUA
This is a messenger RNA of Nelumbo nucifera (sacred lotus), 2580 nucleotides long. RefSeq lists its product as uncharacterized. The record is from RefSeq and is a predicted model, not a curated record. Lineage: Eukaryota; Viridiplantae; Streptophyta; Magnoliopsida; Proteales; Nelumbonaceae.